GCAGGUCAAAGGGGGCGGGACGAAGAGGUCUACGGAACUAGGCUCGUUCGGAGAUAGCGCUGGUACUGCGAGAAGUCUGGUACUGUACGUGAGUGGAGAGACAGACCUGAGUACUAAAAGCUUAUUGGACACUUUCCUCUGGAUAAAACCAGCAAUCUAGGACAUUCCCUCAAGCCUAACCUUCCUCCAUCGAGGUCGGGUUAACUUCAUAAAUGUCACUCCUUAAGCCAUCCAUCUUGAUUUCCCCAAAUUUGCCUCUGUAUGGGUAUGGACAAGAAAAAAAAGCUCAGAAUUUCCUGCGAUCUAAGCGAGAUCGGCGCCAAAAACUACAACUCCCAGGGUUCUGUGUGCGCUCCUGGGGGCGGGGUUUUGACCGCAGUUCCAGAGAAGAGAUGGCAGAGCCUGCUGGGUCUCACCGCCGAUCGCUGUACAAACAGGUGCGCCCUCCACACUGGAAAGAGGCAUUCCGGCAGGGAUGUCUGGCAAGAAUGAGAAACAGCCGGGACAGGCUCCUGAACAAGUACCGCCAGGUUGGAGGCAGUGCGCCAGGGACAGCUCCAAGUACCCUUCUAGUGCAAGAGGUGAUGGAGGAAGAGUGGAACUCAUUCCAGGAGGACUCGGCUCAGUUGGGGUUGUCGAUUGACUUGUCUGUGCUGGAGGAAAUCCAACAGGAGCUGAUUGAUGAAGAACAGUCCAUAAUCAGCGAGUACGAGAAGAGCUUGCAGUUUGAUGAACAGUGUCUCAGCAUCAUGCUGGCUGAGUGGGAAGCAAACUCCCUCAUCUGUCCUGUGUGUACAAAGUACAACUUGAGAGUAACAGGAGGUGUGGUGGUAUGUCAGUGUGGCCUGAACAUCCCAUCUCACUCUCCAGAGCUGACAGAACAGAAGCUUCGUGCCUGUUUAGAGGCUAGUUUAAAUGACCACAGUGCACACUGUCCCCAUAAUACUGAAUUUUCAGUCACGGAUGGAAGAGAAGAAAAGCCCAGUCUUCUCAUGACCUGUCUGGUAAGCUUCUCGGGGGAACCUGUCAUAGGUAGGAGUAGGUUCAGUGGUUGGUUUUACUCCCAUCCUAGUGGAAAUGGCGGCCUAGAAACAGGUGAAUGUUUAAUGCAGUGUGUAUUUAUAGAAGAGUGAAGAUCCUAAGUCACUUCAACUAAAAAAGACAGUCAUUCCUGCAAAGAGAAAGGGACGAGGCAGCCUAGGAUCAAAAGCACUUGUGUGGGAAUUGAAGAGUCUGGCUACACUGCCUGACCUUAGAUCAGCAGCAGUAGUCUUGGGCUCCAGAGGUCAGGUCAUGGUCCUAAGACACAGAUGACUGUCCUGCACCACUUCUGUAGAUGGAUACAGGACAGAAAGUACAGCUUUGUCUCAGCAAGUCUUUACCAAGGCUCAGGGUUACAUGACAACUUGGGUGCCACCUGUAUUAGCAGCCUUACGCUUGCUACAGGAACCACUGACAUUAUAACUUCUGUAUCUUGGGUAAGGGGAACUUUGGGAUUAUUGAACACAGCAGCAUGCCAGUUAUCAGUAAAAUUUGACCUCUCACAUAGAAUCGGCCAUUCUUUCAUAGGUCAGGGUGUCACAGCAAAUGUGAGAAGCUAAGAGGAAAAAAAGACAAAAUUAUUCGCUAGCUUGUGAGUUCAACAUUUUGAGUAGACAUUUGGAAUGUUCUAGAAUCGGUGUGCCAAUAGGCCUGUUUUUCAUUCGAGGAAGUUAAGAAACUGGGAGAAGACCCAGUUAAGCCAAGCCAUAGAACAGUUCAUCGCAGAUGUGGAGGAUGAGUGGAAGACAACAGGUGCGGCUAGAGUGUGGUAGUGUGAACAGGAGAUAGGAGUACGUGAGAUCGGAGGACAGUAGUGUGAAGCUGGGCUCCAGGGUAGAACGCGCUACCCGUGAGCAGGGUCCUGUGGUCCUCCAAAGAAAACCGCGUAUCUUACCUAUGGAAGCAGAGACAAGGUUGGGACAGACAGGAUUCCCAAGCAUACUGCUAGCUGAGCAAAGAAGCAGGUGCAUAUAUGCUCAGACGCUACUAAUCCUGUAGCUCAAGAAAGGUCUGGUGCAAUUGAUGGGCCUCCAGGUUUAGCUGUAGAGAACAUACAUGGGUUCUUUUGCCUCCAUGCGUUUCAGCCUUAUGUUAACCGGUUUUGGGGCUGUAAAAGAUCCAAGCUGUCAAGUUUUAAUUCUGGUCACUGGUUCCCAAGGCUGAGGCUUUUGAUUGUUAUCUCUAGGACUUGAUUUUAGCGUAAAGAUGAGACAUUGCCUUAAAGGCAGCUUUUUCUCUUCUGAGGUAUGCCCCCAACUCUUUGACACCUGAGUCUCAGUUGCCCAUGCAGCGUUGGAUUUGCGGUGCUUCUGCCUCAGAGUGCUCGGAUCACUGGUGUGCACCACACCUGGCACUCACAGGCAGCUGUGUGAUGAUGUAGGACAGAAGAUUGCAAGGUCAAGGGUGGGGCUUUUCAGUGGCCUCUCUGACAAACAGUUCUACUGAAUUCCAAACUGUAACCUAACUUGUGUGGCACCAUGCAAGGUGUAGGAAUUGCACUUGUAGUAUAAAUGUCAUUACUGAGACUAAAGUUUCAUGAUUACAUUUGAAUGUAUACCAACUUUACUUUGUUUCAAUCCAGGCUUGUGACACUUGGGCUGUGAUCCUGUAGCUUGAGCCUGAACUCACAUCGUUUCCCUCUGAGAAGAGGCCUUGUACAUAGACCUUUUAUUAAAAAAGUAUUUUGUAUUAUAACUUUUUCAAACACCUCUACUCUGAGUUUUGAUCCAAACUGAAGAAAUAGAAAAGAAACUACUCUGGAGGAGAUAAAACAAUUUUAAUGUCCAUAAUUAUGUUACAAA
Molecule: messenger RNA, 2843 nt
Organism: Fukomys damarensis (Damara mole-rat)
Lineage: Eukaryota; Metazoa; Chordata; Mammalia; Rodentia; Bathyergidae
Gene: Rpain
Product: RPA interacting protein
Exons: 6
Coding region: 213-1133 (306 amino acids)
Biological process (GO): protein import into nucleus
Cellular component (GO): nucleus; PML body
Source: RefSeq, a predicted model, not a curated record